CGGGGCUAACCGUCAACUGCUAGCCGCUGAGCUAAUAUUUAGUUGCUAACCACGGAGCUAAGCGUCAGCUGCUAGCCGCGGAGCUAACCGUAAGCCGCUAGCUGCGGAGCUAACCUUCAACUGCUAGCCGCGGAGCUAACCUUCAGCGGUGCCACAUCUGGCCGCAGCAGAUCUCCGUGUAGAUGUCGAGGAUGGUCGCAGUGACGCCGGCAACUGUUCUGGAGGAGUGGCAUGUCCCCGCUGGAUAUUCCCACAGCUUCUCCCUCCCUACCGGACUUUCAGCCUUCAUGUAAAGCGGUGAACUGUGGGUAUCGGUGCCGCAGCAGCAGCCAUGCAGGCGGCCCAGCUGCAGUACGACUUCUUCAGCGAGGAGAACGGCCCGAAGUGGAGAGGCCUGCUGGUGUCCUCACUGGAGAAGGUGCUGAACCAGGUGCACCCUAACCUGGUUUCCCAGCAGGAGGCGCUGCAGUACAUCGAGGAGCUGAUCCUGCUGCUGCUCAGCAUGCUCUGUCAGGCUCAGCCUCGCACUGUGCAGGACGUGGAGGAGCGCGUGCAGAAGAGUUUUCCUCACCCGAUCGAUAAGUGGGCGAUCGCUGACGCUCAGGCCGCCAUCGAGAAGAGGAAGAGGAGGAACCCUCUGGCCCUGCCCGUCGACAAGAUCCACCCGCUGCUCAAGGAGGUGCUGGGCUAUAAGGUGGACCACCAGGUGUCCGUGUACAUGGUGGCGGUGUUGGAGUACAUCUCCGCUGACAUCCUGAAACUGGCAGGAAACUACGUCAGGAACAUUCGACAUUACGAGAUCUCACAGCAGGACAUCACCGUGGCCAUGUGUGCAGACAAGGUGCUGAUGGACAUGUUUCACCAGGACGAGGAUGACAUCAGCGGCUUCCCUCUGAUGGACGAGGAGCCAUCAGCCAAUGAGGAGCAGAGUUACUACGAGCUGGUGCGGAGCUUCAUGUCCGACGGCCGCCAAUACCUGAGGACCCUCAACCUGCUGAUCAAGGUGUUCAGGGAACCAUUCAGCUGCAGCCACCGGCUCUUCUCCCAGCACGACGUGGACGCCAUCUUCAGCAGGAUCCUAGACAUCCAUGAAGUGACGGUGAAGCUGUUGGGUCUGAUCGAGGACACGGUGGAGAUGACGGACGAAGGGAGUCCUCAUCCUCUGGUGGGGAGCUGCUUCGAGGACCUGGCAGAGGAGUUGGCCUUUGACCCCUAUGAGACGUACGCCCAGGACACACUGCGCUCUUGUUUCCAUGAACACUUCCUGAGCCAGGUGUCCAAGCCGGGGGCCGCCUUCCACCUGCAGUCCAUCUGUGAAGGUUUUAAAGAAGCAGUUGAGUAUGUUCUGCCCAGACUGCUGCUCACACCUGUUUACCACUGUCUGCACCUCUUUGAGAUGCUGAAGCAACUGGAGGAGAAGAGUGAGGACGAAGAAGACAAGGAGUGUCUGAAGCAGGCGAUCACGGCUCUGCUGAACCUGCAGAGCAGCAUGGAGAGGACCUGCUCCAGGAGCCUGGCCAAGAGGAGGCUCAGCGAGUCGGUGUGCCGUUUCUACAGCCACCAGAUGAAGGGGAAGCACCUGGCCAUCAGGAAGAUGAACGAAAUCCAGAAGAACAUCGACGGCUGGGAAGGGAAGGACAUCGGCCAGUGCUGCAACGAGUUCAUCAUGGAGGGCACACUGACGCGCGUCGGCGCCAAGCAUGAGCGCCACAUCUUCCUGUUUGACGGCCUAAUGAUCUGCUGCAAGUCCAACCACGGGCCGCCGCGGCUCCCCGGAGCCGGCUCCGCCGCUGAGUACCGCCUCAAGGAGAAGUUCUUCAUGCGCAAAGUCCAGAUCAACGACAAAGAUGACAAGGAGGGCGAGUACCGCCAUGCUUUCGAGAUUAUCCUGAAGGACGGCAAUAGCGUGGUGUUCGCCGCCAAGUCUGCGGAGGAGAAGAGCGGCUGGAUGGCGGCGCUGAUUUCACUGCAGUACCGGAGCACGCUGGAGCGCAUGCUGGACUCUGCCAUGCUGGAGGAGGACAAGGAGCAGACGGUGUGGCUGCCCGGUGCCGAGCUGUACCGCUUUGCCCAGCCCGACUCCGAGCAGAACGUCGUUUUCGAGGACAGCGUCCAAUCCAAGUCUGGGAUCCCCAUCGUCAAGGCCGGUACGGUUCUGAAGCUGAUCGAGAGACUCACCUUCCACAUGUACGCAGACCCAAACUUUGUGCGAACCUUCCUGACAACGUACCGGUCCUUCUGUAAACCUCAGGAACUGCUGGACCUGCUCAUGGAGAGGUUUGAGAUCCCAGAGCCGCGGCCUAGCGAGGCAGACCAGAUGGAGGGAGCAGAGCAGCCAAUCAGCGCAGAACUCAAACGCUUCCGCAAAGAGUUCGUCCAGCCGGUCCAGCUUCGAGUGCUGAACGUGUGUCGUCACUGGGUGGAACAUCACUUCUACGACUUUGAGAGAGACGCUCACCUGCUGAGACGUCUGGAGGAGUUCAUCGCCUCCGUCAGAGGUAAAGCGAUGAGGAAGUGGGUGGAGUCGAUCACUAAGAUCAUCCAGAGGAAGAAACAGGUCCAGGUGAGUGUGGCUAGCCACAGCAUCACCUUCCAGAACGCCCCGCCCCCCUUUGAGUGGCACAUCUGCAAACCGGGAGGCAGCGAGGCCUUCGACCUGAUGACGCUGCACCCCAUCGAGGUCGGCCGCCAGCUCACGCUGCUCGAGUCCGACUUGUACAGGGCGGUACAGCCGUCUGAGCUGGUUGGCAGCGUCUGGACCAAAGAGGAUAAAGAGAUUCACUCCCCCAACCUGCUGAGGAUGAUCCGACACACCACCAACCUCACGCUGUGGCUCGAGAAGUGUAUAGUAGAAACAGAGAACCUGGAAGAACGAGUCGCCGUGGUGUCCCGGAUCAUCGAGAUCCUGCAGGUUUUUCAGGAACUUAACAACUUUAACGGUGUUCUGGAGGUGGUCAGCGCCAUGAACUCGUCUCCCGUCUACAGACUGGACCACACCUUCGAGCAAAUCCCGAGUCGGCAGAGGAAAAUCCUGGAGGAAGCUCACGAGCUGAGUGAAGACCACUACAAGAAGUACUUAGCCAAGCUGCGCUCCAUCAACCCCCCCUGUGUGCCCUUCUUUGGUACGCUCCAACACACACACACACACACACACACACACCUGUUUGUUCUAGGGGCUCAGCGGUUAAAUAUUAGGGCUGUUAAGAGAAUUUGUCCCCCCCCCAUGAAAGUGAGAGACAUCAUGGCUUUCACACAACCAAAGUGGAAGUUGGUCAAGGCCACACCCCCACCCUUCACCUUGACCCCCCUGUAUAUCUACAGCUAA
This is a messenger RNA of Etheostoma cragini (Arkansas darter), 3325 nucleotides long. RefSeq names its product son of sevenless homolog 1-like. The record is from RefSeq and is a predicted model, not a curated record. The transcript has 18 exons. Lineage: Eukaryota; Metazoa; Chordata; Actinopteri; Perciformes; Percidae. The coding region runs from base 332 to 3325 and encodes 997 amino acids. Gene Ontology annotation, cellular component: nucleosome; plasma membrane. Gene Ontology annotation, biological process: positive regulation of GTPase activity; Ras protein signal transduction. Gene Ontology annotation, molecular function: protein heterodimerization activity; guanyl-nucleotide exchange factor activity; DNA binding.